AUAUAAGCCGAGUAAUCACCCAAUUAGGGUUUUAGCUAUCUUUCUCGCACGCAGCUCCUCAGUUGUAGCCACUUUCAGGAAGAUAGAGCUUGGCCUCCAUAUUCGAAAAUGGUGAAGGGACGCCAAGGAGAGCGAGUCAGACUCUACGUCAGAGGGACCGUCCUUGGAUACAAGAGGUCCAAGUCAAACCAGUACCCAAAUACAUCAUUAAUCCAGAUUGAGGGAGUGAACACCAAGGAGGAGGUUGCCUGGUAUGCUGGUAAGCGCAUGGCUUAUAUCUACAAGGCCAAGGUAAAGAAGAAUGGAUCACACUAUCGCUGCAUUUGGGGAAAGGUCACUAGGCCUCAUGGUAACAGUGGUGUUGUACGAGCUAAGUUCAAGUCCAAUCUGCCUCCGAAAUCAAUGGGUGCAAGGGUUAGAGUCUUCAUGUACCCUAGCAACAUAUAAGUAUCACAAGACCGGUAGAUAGCAGAUUGGGCUUAUUGAUAGCUUGGAGGAUCUGCUUUUUAGUUGUUCUAUAUAAGCUAAGUUUAAAUGUGUUGAAUGCUUUCGAGUUUUGAGGAGUUACUAUUGUUUUUUAGAAUUGUGGAUGAACAAUAUUUUGUUACCUUAUUUAAUCUCAAUCGGGAUUCUUUUUGUCCAUUUGACAACUAAA
Jatropha curcas is the source of this 655-nucleotide messenger RNA. RefSeq names its product large ribosomal subunit protein eL33w. Gene Ontology annotation, biological process: translation. Gene Ontology annotation, cellular component: ribosome. Gene Ontology annotation, molecular function: structural constituent of ribosome. The record is from RefSeq and is a predicted model, not a curated record. Lineage: Eukaryota; Viridiplantae; Streptophyta; Magnoliopsida; Malpighiales; Euphorbiaceae.